Molecule: messenger RNA, 197 nt
Organism: Paramuricea clavata
Lineage: Eukaryota; Metazoa; Cnidaria; Anthozoa; Malacalcyonacea; Plexauridae
Source: the annotation of a GenBank genome assembly
CAGUUAUGGCAACGCGGACCGGACUGGCUUGGAGCGAAAGAGAACUGGCCUCCCACUCCCGUAAUUAUUGAAACCGAUGAAUUGAAAGCUGAAACCAAGUUCACUCGUGAACUAUUCACAUUAGCUGUGACAGGAAAUGAUAUGUUUGACGAACUUCUCAGGAAAUUUGAGCUGCGAAUUGGAGCAUGGGUGGCGAG